This is a messenger RNA of Melanotaenia boesemani (Boeseman's rainbowfish), 8516 nucleotides long. RefSeq names its product transcription factor TFIIIB component B'' homolog. The record is from RefSeq and is a predicted model, not a curated record. Lineage: Eukaryota; Metazoa; Chordata; Actinopteri; Atheriniformes; Melanotaeniidae. Gene Ontology annotation, molecular function: TFIIIC-class transcription factor complex binding. Gene Ontology annotation, cellular component: transcription factor TFIIIB complex. The transcript has 28 exons. The coding region runs from base 94 to 8106 and encodes 2670 amino acids. Gene Ontology annotation, biological process: RNA polymerase III preinitiation complex assembly.
UCGUAUGAGCAUGGGUUCCGCUGCCUACAUCUCUUCGUCGAUAUUUAAUGGCUAAUUUCUCCAAGUAAAAGGCGUUUUCUUAGGCAGGUCACAAUGUUUCGCCGUUCAAGAUUUAGUGUUCGUCCUAAUGUCGGUACUGCUGGGAGAACGGCAACGAGUCAGGAACCCCCUGCUGCAAGUCAGGAUCCCAGCGAAACCCCCAAAGAAGCCAGUGAGAGCAACAGUGCAAAUGAUGUGACAAACAAAUCUGUUGUGAGCUUGUCAGAAAAAGGAGACGGAAAUGAGCCAAAUGGAGAUGGAACCAACUUGUCGGCAGCACUCCAGAGAAGGAAGCGCUUUUCUAUCAAGCCCAAAGUGGCCCCUGGUCGCCCAUCCACCCUGUCCCGGACACCAAAAUCUCCUGUCAAAGCAGUCUCUUCAGCACCUGUUGAAGUCUCCAACAUAGACCUUUCCAAGCCAUCAACAUCCAGCCAAGCUGGGACUUCAGCAGUCCCUCAUGGACUCCAGUCCCCAAGGCGACGGAGACACUCAGAAGACAGCAAGCAGCACAAAAUGCAGCCUGAAGUCAUCCCCAUGUCCUCUGAGCAUUCAGGACCCUCCCCUAUUAAAAUAGCAGAAGAUUCCCCAGAACAAACUCUCGUGUCAGCAGACAGAAACAAACAAGCAGAAAACAUUUCAGGCAGACAAGUUAAAGACAUUCCUGCCAGACCACCAGAUAAAGUGCCACCCUCUUUACUAGAUAAAGAAACUUCAGAAAUUUCAGAGAAAGCUAAGACUCUUGUAUCAUCCAAAAAUGUGCUUUCACUGCCUCCGUCAGCACUUUCCUUAAGUAAACUCCUGAACAGCCCAUCAGACUUACAGAGGCUGGUCAAGGCCCAGAAGCUCAGAGAGCUGCUCAGACAGGAGCGAAGCAAAGAAAAGAAAAUCAAGAAAGAUAAAACCCGUGCAAAGGAAUUUACUUUAGAUCCCACAAAAAUGACCAUGAGAGACUUAAUUCAUUAUCUGCCAACAUCCAACCCCAUGAUGUCUAGUUUAGAAGACUCAGCUCAAGAGGAUGAGACUGUGGUCCCACCCUCACCAGCAAGAGAAGAGUCUCCAGAGCGAGUACAGGAGCCUGAAGUCCUGCCUACCAAGGUGAGUUCAGGAGAAGAGGAGAUGCAUGAGGAGGAAGUGGCAGAAGAAGAAGCGGACGAAGAAGCACUCAUGGUUCCUCAGGUCAAAGUAGCCGAAGAUGGCUCACUGAUCAUUGAUGAAGAAAGCUUAACAGUGGAAGUCCAGCGAGCCAAAGGGCCAAACCCAGCUCAGGACCGCGACCCCAUCUUUGAACGUGGCUCCACUACAACUUACUCAAGUUUCAGGAAAGGGACUUACACAAAACCCUGGUCCACAGAAGAGACAGACAUGUUCUACCUGGCAGUUAGUAUGGUGGGGACUGACUUUUCCAUGAUUUGUCAGCUGUUUCCACUCAGAUCUCGAUCAGAGAUAAAGAACAAAUUCAAGAGAGAAGAGCGACAGAAUUCAUGGAGGAUUGACAAGGCUUUCAGAGAGCGGCGUAAACUGGACAUAGAGUACUUUUCUAAGCUGCUGGAGAAAAUUUUGGAGGUUCAGAAGGACAGGAAGAAACUCAAGUCGCUUUCUAGGAAAAACUCCACCAAGAGUAGCAAAACUAAAGCAAAGGGCAAAAAAUCUGAAAGGAAACUGAGCGAUGUGGAGGAGGAAGAAGAUAAUGAAGUUCCUGACUUGGAGGAAGAAGCACAGAAAGAGAAUGAGGACCAGUGUAAUGAAGGAGGAAGCCCUGCUGUUGAGUUCAAGAAGAAACGCAAAAGGAAGAAAAAAGAUGACGCACUGACUGAGGAGCUAAGUGGCAAGAAAAACAAAACGGAUGUCAAGAGCAACGAGCAAAGUGAAGCUGGAAUACCUGAAGACUCUGAGGCAGCACUUCCUGAGAACCACAUAAACUUAGACAUGACUGAAAAGACUCCAAAUGUGAAUAAAGCCAAGGACACAGCUGUCAAGCCAGCCAAGCUUUCACGGUGCAGAGCACCAAAACCACUGCUGCCUCUGGGUUUGAAAAGAGGUAAAAAGCCAGCACCUUCAACAAAGUCCAAAGAAACAGUGUCUGAGAAGGAGGAUGAGUGUGAAAGUGAUGGAGCCUCUAAAGAACAGGUAAAUAAAGAUGAAGUACCUCUAAGACAAGGCAGACAGGGGAAAUCUCCUAGUGAUGACUUUUCUUCUGAAGAAGAAGAUGCAACAGUUAAACCUCAGAAACCAACCAGAUAUGGCAGAGUGCCCAAACCCAUCCAGCCCUUGAACUAUCCCUCCAAAGAGGAUCAGCCCUCAUCUGCAUCUGACACUACUCCUGCCUCACCUUCUGCCUCACAAUCUAAACCCAAACACACAGCCAAGAGGGGAAAACCAUCAAACCCCCAAUCAGCCCAGAAGUCCAAAAAACCCAAACUUGUCACCCUGAGGUCCUCCAAAUCAGACUUCAGUGAUGAUGAGGAUGAAUGUCAGUGGGAGGAUGUACAUAUGCCAUUUGCAUGUAGCUCCAGUAAAGACAGCGAUGCCUCUGUGUUUGUGCCUGCCAGCAUAGAUGCCUCAAAUUCUGAGAUUUUAGAAGUGGAUGAGAAUAUGGUGGAGCUUGAUAUCUUGGCCAGUAUGCCUGAUGUGCUGGGCAUCUCCCAAGAUGCAAUGUGCCCUGAUUCCUUUUGUCAGCAGGCACAACAUGAGACAGGCACUGCUGAGCCAUGUGAACAUCAGUUGGACCUGUUGGUUGAUGUAAUAGACUAUCUUUCUACUGAACACACAGAAGUAUCUCAAGAUGAGAGCUACAACGAGGCUGCUCAAACCCUUUUGACCAUUGGCAACCUGGGUCAUGUCUCUCAGUCAGCGAGUGAAACAGCUGUACAUGAUUGCACAACAGGGACAACAUCAGCUGGUGUGAAAGAGUCCAGCCACCUUGAGGAAGAGAUUGUGUCUCCAGAGCUAAAGCAACAUGUCACUUCUGUGUCUGCAGCAUUGGGUCUAGAAGCAACAGAAACAGCUGCCUCUUUGGAUUUACAAAGCAACGUAACACACUGUGAUGAAAAGCCUCAUAUUACAGUCAUUGAGCUGAAGAGUACUUGUGAUCCAGAACCUGCCCCUCAGUUACAGUCAGAACCAGACAAGUCAAAUAAAAAUUCUCCGUUAACCGUGACCGGACGUUUUUCUAAGGUAAAACCCAAACCAAACCUUAGCCGAACUGCAAGGACUGCACAACCAGUAGAGCAAACAGAGACCUCAAAAGAAAAACAAGAUGAGGAGAGCAACACACUUGCUCCCAAUCUUUCUCAAGUCAGUGAGCCAAUAUCUGUUACUCAAAAAAUGGCCCCAAAGAAAUCAGACUCUGCUCAAGCAUCAUUGAAACAUGACAUUUCCAUGACUGAAGUUAAACUAAUAGAAGAGUCAUCUGGCAUAAAUGAAAGGUUUGACGAUGAGGUAGAAUCAGUUGCAGCAACAUCAGACCAGAAUUGCUCUGUAAUCCAGAGCAGCUGCUCUUCUGAAUCUCAUUCAGAACCCGGCAAGGAUCAGGCCACCAGGGAUGCUGAGUCAACAUCUGAUGGUACAGCAGCUGAGGCUGGUUUACAUGAGCCUUCAACUUCAGACUCUGCUAUGACAGAAGUUGUGCAAGAAUCAUUCGUCGGAUCUGCCCUGGUCCAAGAGAGCAGUGAUAAAUGCCCCAUGUCACCUGCAGAAAAUUUAUCUGUUAGUCAAAAUGAAGGGAGUAAAACUGUAAUUACACAGCAGUCCAAAAGGAGUAGGUUGCCAAAAGUCAAACCCAGACCAAACCUACCACAGACAUCAAAAACUACAAGGUCUAAACCUCAAACCACGGAACAGACUGCAGAGAAAGACUCUCAUCCAACUCCAAACCCAGAAUUCCACAAAACAGCAGAACUACAGUCACAACAAACAUGCAGCCCACCUUCAACUUCUCAACCCCCAGAGGAGCUGCCUGCAAGCACAGAGAUGAAGACAUGUGUUGAACAUGUUGAUCAAGCAGUAUUAGAUGUAGCAAAACCAGAUCUGACCAUCACAGAAAUCCAGAACCUCCCCAAAGUCCAGCUUCAGGCAGUUGGAGAGACCUCUGGAAACACAGGGUCAACCUUUUCAUUAAUAGAAGAAAACUUAACAUCUCAUGCUGCAACAACUGAGACUAGUAGUAACAAUGUGGUGUUAACUGACCUCGAACUGUUAGAACCUCAAGUUGGACAAGGCCUGAAUGUAGAUUCAGCUCUGGCUCAAGAAGGAAGUGGCAAUCCUGCUGCAGUCUUUAGAUCUGUAGAGGAGUUUAAAGUAAGUCAAGAAGAUGCUAAAGCUGUAUCUAAAUCUCCAUCAAGGAGGAGUCGAAUACAAAGAAUUAAACCCAAACCAAACCUACCACAGACAUCAAGAGCUGCCAGGUCUAAAUCCGAAAUCACUGAGCAGCCAGCUGAACAAGACUCAAGUCCAAGUCCAAAUCCUCAACAAGCAAGAAUUCUCCCCUCUGAAAAACCAAGUGAAAGCACAGAUCCUGCUUCACUUCCUGAAUUACUGAUUUCAGACCCUGUUUUUAAAACCACAGAUGAGCUGUCUGUGGAUGAGGAGAAAACAACUCGGCUGAUUGAUCAGACAGACAUGGAGGCAACAACAUCAGAUCAAAGUACCACAGAGAACCAGAAAUCUGAAGUCCAGCUUGAGCCCAGUAGGGAGCAGACCACUAGAAACAAAGGGCCAGUUUCUGAGUUUAUAGACAAAAACCUGAUAUCUCAUACUGAAACAGGUCAGAGUAGUUGUAACAAAAUGGUGACAUUUGACUCAGGAAUCGAAACACAACACGUUGGUCAGAUGUCACAUGGAGAAUCUGCCUCGGUCCAAGAACAGAGUGAUAGCCCCCUGGUGCUGCCAGUCCGUAAACAAGAUGUUGAAGCUGCAUCUGCUUGUCACUUGAGGAGAAGCCGAUCACUUAAACCCAAACCAAACCUAGCACAGACAUCAAGAGCUGGGAGAUGUAAACCUCAAGCUGCAAAAGAGCCAGUGGAGAAGGAAUCAAUUCCAAAUCCUGAAUUGCAUAAAGAGACAACAGCAGAUAUGGAACCACAACAACCAUGCACAUCCUCCCCUGAAAAGCAGAGUGAAAGCUCCAAUCCUGCUUCAGUCUUAGAACCAUUUCAUGCUACAGGGCACAUGGCUAAACCUGCUGGUCAGAUGGACAUUGACUCACCUACAUCAGAUCAUGUCGUGCAAGGGAAGCUGAACUUCCCUGAAGUCCAGCUUGAGCACACUAGCCAGCAGACCACCAUAUAUAAAGAGUCAACCUCUGAUGUCACAGAUGCUCUACAUGAUGAAAUAAAUGAGAGUAGUCCUGACCAAACACUCACAGAAUCACAAGCUGGACAGGAGUCAAAUGUAGAUUCAGCUGCAGUCAAAGAAGGUAGCAGUAAUCCUGCCACUAUCAUUACGCCUAUAGAGCAUUUACAAGUUACUCAAGACAGCAGCACAGCUGCAUCUGCUUGUCUGUUGAGGAGGAGUCGAUUACAAAAACUUAAACCCAAACCAAACUUACCACAGACAUCAAGAGCUGCAAGGUCUAAACCCCAAACUGAUAAAAAGUCACCAGAGAAGGGCUCAAGUCCAAAUUCAGAAUCUGACAUAACAGCAGAGAUGAUACCUCAGCCAUCAUGCUCCGCUUUGCCUGAAAAACAGAGUCAAAACACUGAUGCUGGACUUGUUGAUAAGGUAGACUUGGGUGUUCCAACAUCAGAUCAGGGUGCCUCAGUGAAAGAGAAUGUCUUAGACGUCCAGUCAGGACCUGUUUUGGAGCUGGCCAACAGAGAGACAAUGAAAACUUGUGAGUUCCCCGAAGAAAAAGUGACACCAAGUGUUGAGACAACAGAGAGCAAUUUAAAUAAUGUGACAUCAAACUUUGCACAAUCUGUGCUUAAAGUCACAAAAGACCCUGUCUCACCCGUGCAGCUUAUGGUCAAACCUCAGAUCUCCACCUCUAGAUCUGAAUCCACUGACGACACAGUAACAGAGGUAGAAGCACAGCCAACUUGCAGUACUUCUCCUUUAGAAUCAUCAACCACAGGCUGUGCUUCAGAUUCAGUUCCAUCGCUGGAAUUAACUUCAAGUCCUACACACACAGCGGACAUAUCUUCAGCUGAAGAACAACUGAAGAAAAAUGUUAGAGUUGGACAAGUCUUGACUUCUGCUUGUUUAGAGCAAAACGUACCUCAAAAAAGGCAGCGGUUUCCCAAGCUCAAACCCAAACCAAAUUUAGGAUCACCCAGUAGAAUUACCCUCAGAAAACUAGAGGCAGGUGAUUGUUGUAAACCUUCAGAAGACCGGCACAUGGAUAGCUCAUCUAUAAUAUUAGAAGAGUCUGGAGGCCAUAGACGUGGCACAAAGAUUACAGUGGAAAAGGAGUCAGCUGUGGACAAACUGCCAAAUGAUCAAGCAGCAGAGACAAGGCUUGCUUCACAUGAGGAUGUUAAGAUGGACAUGCCCACUAAAGUUGCAUCAUCAAACAACCAACCAAUAACCAAUCUAACUGCAGCUUCAGAUGUCCAGUCUUCAACCCAAGAUAAUUCCUCUGACUCCAGAAUAAAUCCCUUAUUCACCUCUGCUGCGAGCCCCACAUGUUCUCAGAGAGACUCAUCUGUCCAAAGUAUGGAUCAUACAGAGUUGACUGAUUCUUCUAAGACAUCAAACAAACCUCAAACUCGUAGAGGCCGACUUGUUAAACCCAAACCCAACCUACGAUGCAGCAGUCGUCCUAAACAGCCCCUGCACUCAACAGAAGCAGACUCUGACAGUGGCUCCCAGGUUGUAGAUUCUUCAGUUGAUGAGAAACCUGAAUCUGAGCUCAGACCUGACCACCAGGAGUCAGUAGAGACAUUUACAGAUAAACUGGGUUUCAUAGACUCCGGUUCAAAUGAUGCGCAGGUGUCUGUGGGUGGUGUGGCACACGUAGCUUCUUCACAGAACACAUUAACAUCAAGUAUAGAACGGAUCCAAAGUUAUCCGCUUUUAUCACAGAUACUGCCAGAGCAGGUGCCUUCAGAUCCCGAUGAACCAUUCUUCAUCCUCUCUCUGACAGAGAUCCCAGUCUCUUCGACAGGAGAGGUGCUGAACAGUACAGCUGAGCACCUCUCUUAUCUUCCUGUAACAGAUGCAUCAAAACAGCAGCCAAUUGCUCCUGGAGAGAGCUCUACAGCAGGAGAUGGGUCAGUCUCUGAUGUUCCUGCGCCUACCUCCACAAAAGAGGGUGAUGCAACAGGUGUAUUUAAUGUUAAAGACAUUAGUCCAGGUCCAACUGCAUAUAUAAGUGAAGCUGAAAGAAGCAAUUUGAGUCUGCAGAAGGAUCCAGUGGCUCUACAAGGAAAUUCUCCAGUUAAAUCAGAGAUUGUGGACAGUAAAGAGACUGAUACCCCCCCAUCAAAGCAGAGACUAAGAGACAGUGGCAGAAAAGCCAAACUGCCAGGUAAGUCCAAUACUAGAAAGAAGAAACAAAUGACCCCUGCUGCCACUGAAACAAAGUCGCCCACCUCCCAAAUAAGCAGCACGCAGGACUCCGACUGUCAUGAGUUUUCUGUCGAAACUGUCAGUGGUGAUAAGGAGACUCUGGCUCGUGGGAAGGAGCUUGACACUAGCUUGGGUUUACAAACUGCGCAAAGUGGUGGGAGAAGACAUCGGAACAGAAAAGCCAUAGAUUUCCCCUCCUACGUUUCUGAAACAAAAGUCACUCCACCUGGGAAAGCUGCAUCUCAGAGAGCGAAGGUGAAAACUCCAUCUGCAGCAGGAAAAUCUUCAGAGCACGAUGUCGCUCCCACACAAAGUUUUAACCAGACAUCAAAGAAGUCCCACUCAACAUCUACUACAUCACCAGCACAAUCACUAAGUAUCGACCAGACAUCCGACCACAGACCCAUCUGUUCAGAUCCAGCUCCCAGCACCUCGUACAGUACAGAGGCUUCGGCUUCCCAGGAAAAGGAUUGUGCUGAGAGCUGCUCUUUAGAAGAGGAACCUACCGUCGUGUCUCAGUACUUCUUUAGUGACAUUUUCACUGAAGUAGAAGAAAGAUAAAAGCUACAGGCUUGCUUUUAGAAAAUAUUUUCUUCCUAAGUUGGCUUUGAGUGUUAAUUUAUAGAAGUAAGUCAUAAUACUUUAUUUACUGUUAAAUGGUAUUUUCAUUUUCACAAGCACUUUGGAUUUGUACAGUAGGUUUAAUUUACUAAAAUGUGUUUUUAAAAGUUUGUUAAAUGAAUAUUUAAGCAGCGUCACAAUGAAUAGUUAAGCAAACUAUUUAAACUCGAGGUGGCAGCAGAAUAUUUCAUAAUGCUUCAGGUCUCAAUUUUCAUUAAGCAGCUGUGAAAAUGUAAAUAUUGUAAAGGUUCAUAUGGUUUUGAUUAGUUUUUUAUUUUCUACUUUUGCUGUUUGGUAUAUUUCCCCACAUAGCAAUGACCGCUGAACAAAUAUAAAACAUAUUAACUCAG